CGAUUAUCAAAUACAUAUAAAUCCCCGCCCUGAACUAAAUUUUGAUUGAUACAUUCAUUUCCUUGUUACCAUCAACACAGCCAUCGUCGCCUUCAAAACUAGGACCUGAAAUCUGCUAUUGGGCAUUCAACCUCCACAACGACGUGUAUACUUAACAUAAUUGACUCACUAAGUCAUUCAUCAUGGCCCGAACCAACGGGGCUAGCCUCGACAGCAUUGACGAGGUUGAAGACCAGCUCAAGGAUGUCAUCCAGGGCCUGUACCAGGUCAUGGUUCAGGUGGCGCACUACGACAACGCCGGCACUGCCAACAGCAAAGAGGUCGUCGCCAGCGAGCUCAAGUCGCUGUCGUCGACGCUUCAGAACAUCCACAACACGGCCGCUGCGCCCUCGACCCGCCUCCCUCACGUCCCCGUCGAGCUCAUAGCAUACGUAGAGAAUGGUCGGAAUCCUGACAUCUACACGCGCGAGUUCGUCGAGAUGCUGCGCCGUGGCAACCAGCUCAUGCGUGGCAAGACCCACGCAUUUGAGUCCUUCCGCGACAUACUGGCCGAGGAGAUGCGCGCCGCCAUGCCCGAGAUCCGUGACGACGUCGACAAGGUCGUUGCCGCCACGACUGCCCCCAGCAGCGCGACCAAAGCCACCACGGCGUCUUCUGUGGCAGGCAACGCUCGCGACAACAACAACAACAACAACAAUAACAACGGCAGCAACAGCAACAGCGCACCGGCCACUGCACAAUCCGCUGCUGCCCGGCAGACUUAG
Pyricularia grisea is the source of this 764-nucleotide messenger RNA. RefSeq lists its product as uncharacterized. Gene Ontology annotation, biological process: positive regulation of transcription by RNA polymerase II. The transcript has 2 exons. Lineage: Eukaryota; Fungi; Ascomycota; Sordariomycetes; Magnaporthales; Pyriculariaceae. Gene Ontology annotation, cellular component: mediator complex; chromatin. Bases 183 to 764 code for a protein of 193 amino acids. The record is from RefSeq and is a predicted model, not a curated record. Gene Ontology annotation, molecular function: transcription coregulator activity.